Molecule: messenger RNA, 3372 nt
Organism: Rhopalosiphum maidis (corn leaf aphid)
Lineage: Eukaryota; Metazoa; Arthropoda; Insecta; Hemiptera; Aphididae
Product: FYVE, RhoGEF and PH domain-containing protein 6-like
Exons: 12
Coding region: 462-3062 (866 amino acids)
Cellular component (GO): cytoplasm
Molecular function (GO): metal ion binding; guanyl-nucleotide exchange factor activity
Source: RefSeq, a predicted model, not a curated record
AGUCUGCUCAGCGGAUGUCGCGUUCGUUUUAUUGUUAUUGUUAUUGUUGUUAUAAUUUACUCGCUUUAUUCGGCAGUUCGCUAAUUCGUUCACCGUAGUCCGUUUUUGAAUUUGUCUUGGCCCGCGCGCUCGUCCCCAUCACCCGUUCACCCGACCGUGGCCGCCGACGGCAUUUUUUACUAGCUUUCAUCUCGGGCUCGUCAAAUCAUCUUCGCGUGAGUCUGAGUACUCAUUACCUGGCUUCUCACAUACUUAUUCGUCGUCUCGUGCACCGCUCCCGAAGGUUCGCUCUCAAUCACAUUGCGAUGCGGGUCCGGGAGUAAUCCCGAUAUCUGCAGCCAGUCAACGACUGUUAGACUUGUUUGGGUGGAGAGCUAUUAACCUUACUGCUGACAGCUGCAGACUGUACGCAUCUGUUGAUAAUAUGUUGGUUUGGCUAUGCAAAGUCUAAAUGGGAAAUCAUGAACACGCCAGAGAAAAUAAAGCCGCUUCCACUACCAAAACCAAAUUUAUUUCCUACAAAUUCAAGUGACUGCAGUUGCCAUGAACCACAAAAGAUAUGCCCAAAACAUAUAAUGGUUACCGAAAAUGAUAAAGAUAAUGUGUCAGUUUUCAAGUGUAAUUUGGAUACUACAGCUACAAGGUAUACAGUCAAACCUCCACUGCUUCCAAAACCUAAUAACAUUGCAUUGAAAACUAGUCCUUAUAAAGUCAAACAUCAAUUUCCUAGUGUCAAGACUAAUAAAAAACUUGAAUCGACUGUAAAUUUAACUGUUAAUCAAACUGCAAGUUGUGAGCCUAAUGAAAAUAAUGAUAAUAAAAAUGAUGAAGAAAUAAAAAAUGAUAGCGAUGUCAAUUCAAAUGUUUCCCAGUUAGAAGUUCCUCAUAAUGUAAAUAGUAUUUUAGAAAAUAACAUAAUAGAUAGUGAAAAUAAUAACAGUAUUAACAAAUGUACUGACGGUGAAUUAGACUUAGAUUAUCAAAAUGACAGUUUGCUCAAUGAAUACGUAGUAUUUCAUGGCGAAUUAGAUAUGUCAAUUAAUAAUUUAGAUGAUAUUAUGAAUACCACAAUUGAUGAUGAGAAGUCGUCUAUUGCUAGCGAUUCUACAGAUCAAUCAUUUUCUGUUAGGAAAAAAAUUGUCAAUUGGUUUGGGUCAUUUGGUAAAGGGAAAAUAAUUAAACAAAAGAAACGUAGUUCUUUUUAUGACAGUCAAAAUGAGGAUGGAAAUACUGGAAAAGAAGAUAACGAUACAGAUUCUCAUUCAUCAUUAGAUGAAAAACCCAAUGAAAAACUGGAACUUGACGAAACAUUGUCUAUUGACAACAUUGAAAUUGAAGAACUACCGACCAAAGCAAAAUCCCUAAGGACUGUUGAAGAACUUAUAUCAACCGAAAAAGUAUUUAUUGAUGUUUUAAAUCUAUUAUGCAAAACAUUUGUUAUGUUUGUUGAACAAACUGGUGGUGAUACUAAAUUGAUACCAUCUACUGAUCUAUCAAAAAUAAUCAGUCCUCUUCCCCAGUUAUUAAGUUUAAAUGAAGACUUGUUACAAGACAUGGAGAGUCGUUUGAAAAACUGGAAUGAACAUCCUAAAAUUGCUGAUGUUAUUGUAAAAAAAGGACCUUUUCUUAAACUCUACUCAACUUACAUACAAAAUUUUGAAAGUCAAUGUAAUUUGUUGGAUGAAUACUGUCAAAAAUACCCCCGAUUUCAAAAGUGUGUCAAAGACUUUGAGGCGUCCGAUGUGUGUAAAAAACUGACCAUCAAACAUUAUAUGUUGACUCCAAUUCAGCGAAUUACUAAGUAUAGACUCUUAUUGGAAAGCUAUUUGAAAAACCAAGACGAAGGGUCAAUUGAUUAUCAAGAUACAAUAGUAGCAUUAGGUAUUGUGUGUGAUGUUGCUAAUCACGCCAAUGAAAGUAUGAAACAUGGGGAUUGCGUUAGUAAACUUUUACAGUUACAAUCACUACUAGGAAGUUACAUAAUAAUUAAACCAGGCCGUGAACUUAUUAAAGAAGGUGAACUGUAUAAGUUGUCCAGAAAAGACAUGCAACUUCGAUAUUUUAUUUUGCUCAAUGAUUGCUUGUUAUACACAUCAUAUUAUGGUACAGUUGCAGGACUAAAAAUUAAUUAUGAGCUUCCACUUAGUGGUAUGAAAGUCUUUCUUCCCAUUACUGAUAAUUGUCUCAACGAAUUUAGUAUAAUAACAAUAACUCGAAGUUUCUCUCUUAGGGCCAAGUCUGCCACAGAGCUUAAGGAAUGGGUUAAUACUUUGGAAAAGGCAAUUAGAGAACACACUAAUAAACAAUUAUCCUUUCUAAAUAUGAAGUUUGUUUCAAAGAACAUUGGAUGUGAACCACUUCAGUUGGGUUAUGAGGCACCAAUAUGGAUUCAAGAUUGUCGUGUGACUAUGUGCCAAUCAUGUGCCACAGAAUUUACUGUCACAUUUCGGAGACAUCAUUGCAGAGCAUGCGGCAAAGUAGUUUGUAGUAGUUGUUCAGAAAACAAAGCGCCACUUCGGUACAUGAAGUUUCAGUCUGCAAGAGUGUGUGACGAUUGUUAUGAUUAUUUGCUCAAAGAGUUUGAAGACAAAAUAUUGGAAAUGCGUCAAUCAUCCAGUAAUACUGAUUUUGAAAUUCUUAAGAUGGUAGAUACAGUAAAAAAUUCCUUUAAAAAGUCAGGUGUUUGGAGCUCAAAAAAACUCGUUAAGUAUGUUCCACAACGUUUAAAAGAGGUAAUGGCCAAUGAUUCCGGCUCACAAAUGAGUGGAUGGUUAUAUCGAAGGGAAAAACGUAAAUCGUGGAAAAGAUUUUGGUUUGUUCUAAAAGAACAAGUUUUGUAUAUGUACAAAGCUUCUGAAGAUGUUGUUGCAUUGAAUACAAUACCUGUUCUUGGGUAUAAUGUUCAAACAUUUCCAGAAGGUACAAACUAUGAAGAAUUUGAUUCAAGUUGUGUUUUUCAAUUGGCUCACGCUGGACAAAACCCAUUAAUAUUUUGCUCCGAUACCGAACAGUUAGCUAAGAGAUGGAUCAAUAUUCUUAAUGAAGCGACUAAAUUAAAAUGAGAUCUCUUUCAGUAUUCACAUCUUUAUUCAUAACAGAGAUCACAAUUAGUUUUAUGUAUACAUACUGCAUAGUUAUAUUUUAGUUAUUAGACUAGUGGCGCAAUAUAUAUAUUUUUAUGGUGCUACUUUAAUUUUUAAAACUAUCUAAGUUUAUAACUAGAUAUAAUCGAUAUAUUUAAAUAUUUUUAAUUACAAAAUGUAUAAACAUACAUAAUAGUAUUAGUAAUCAGUGCCUUUAUUUUAUAUACAAUGUGAGCAUGCCGUGUGUUUUGUAUGAGUUUUACUUUUAUUUCAUUAAAUUAUUCAUUAA